AUGCAACCAAGACAGAAAAGAGAGCAGAAUCAGGAGACCAGUAGGACACAGCGUGGUGGGCUUCUAGACCCAGAGACUGAGAAAGCUGAAUGCCAUUGGGCAGGGAGUUUGCUGGUGGAGUGCGGUGGCUCUGGGCAGUUAUUGCUAGAACUAAAACAACUUCAUUACACUUGCCUGAGCAAGGCAGAGGACAAGAGACCACAGGGCCAAAGUGCCAAGGACACAAAGACAGGCCUGCCUUCAGCACAGUGGGCUGUGACAGCUGUAUGGCUAAGUGGAAGCAUCUCUGGACUCUUGUUCACAACAGCCACAUUCUCUCUCACAUUCUGUAGAACCACAGUAAUCCACCAGUUCUUCUGUGAUGUCCCUCAGUUGAUAAAGCUCUCCUGCUCCAAUGACUAUCUUGGAGUUGUUGGAGUGAACGCUUUCAUGGCUAUGAUGGCAUUGAUCUGCUUCACCUCCAUUGUCCUUUCCUACAUCCACAUCUUCUCCACAGUUCUUAGAAUACCCUCUUCUGCGGGCCGAUCCAAAGCCUUUUCCACCUGCCUGCCCCACCUCUUUGUUGUCUCAUUUUUUCUCUCCACAGGUAUCUUUGAGUUUCUCAAACCAACUUCAGAUUCUCCAACAGUUUUUGACCUGAUGGUUUCUAUCUUUUAUACAGUAAUACCCCCAACUCUCAACCCUGUUAUCUAUAGCCUCAGGAAUGAGGUCAUGAAAGAAGCUUUCAGAAAGUUAGUGUUAGGUGGAGAAUUCACCAGGAAAAAAAUAUUUUUGUCCUGUUGUUGA
Messenger RNA from Orycteropus afer afer, 786 nucleotides. RefSeq names its product olfactory receptor 14J1-like. Gene Ontology annotation, molecular function: olfactory receptor activity; odorant binding. Gene Ontology annotation, biological process: G protein-coupled receptor signaling pathway. NCBI's taxonomy places the organism in Eukaryota, Metazoa, Chordata, Mammalia, Tubulidentata, Orycteropodidae. The record is from RefSeq and is a predicted model, not a curated record. The coding region runs from base 1 to 786 and encodes 261 amino acids. Gene Ontology annotation, cellular component: membrane. The transcript has 2 exons.